This is a messenger RNA of Myxocyprinus asiaticus (Chinese sucker), 7759 nucleotides long. RefSeq names its product myosin-IIIa-like. Gene Ontology annotation, biological process: protein phosphorylation. The transcript has 37 exons. The record is from RefSeq and is a predicted model, not a curated record. The coding region runs from base 83 to 5425 and encodes 1780 amino acids. NCBI's taxonomy places the organism in Eukaryota, Metazoa, Chordata, Actinopteri, Cypriniformes, Catostomidae. Gene Ontology annotation, cellular component: myosin complex. Gene Ontology annotation, molecular function: protein kinase activity; protein binding; cytoskeletal motor activity.
CUCCAUAGUGUUCACACGACCGCCUCAACAUGCUCAAUAUGGAAGUAUUCAAAAAUAUGUUCAUGGACCAGUUUGGAAAAGAAUGAGAUCCCUUGGGAAGAUGUUUCCUCACUCAGGAAAAUCCAUCGUCUUUGACAGCUUUCCAGAUCCGACCAACACCUGGGAGAUAGUUGAGACUAUUGGUAAAGGGACUUAUGGGAAAGUUUACAAAGUCCUUAACAAGGUUAAUGGCAGCAAGGCAGCCGUCAAAAUCCUGGAUCCAAUCCAUGAUAUUGAUGAGGAGAUUGAAGCUGAAUACAACAUCCUGAAAACUCUCUCAGACCAUCCCAAUGUCGUCAAGUUCUUUGGAAUGUUCUUCAAGAAGGAUGUAAAGAAUGGGGACCAGCUAUGGCUUGUGCUAGAGCUGUGCAAUGGAGGAUCAGUCACAGAUCUGGCUAAAGGUAUGCUGAAGAGAGGAGACCGUAUGGAGGAACCCAUCAUAGCCUACAUCACACAUGAAGCUCUCAUGGGUCUCCAACAUUUACACAUCAAUAAGACCAUCCAUCGAGACGUCAAGGGCAACAACAUCCUGCUCACAACUGAAGGAGGGAUUAAGCUGGUUGAUUUUGGGGUGUCGGCCCAGCUGACGAGCACACGUCUCAGGAGGAACACUUCGGUCGGGACACCCUUCUGGAUGGCCCCUGAGGUGAUCGCAUGUGAACAGCAGCUGGACUCCACGUAUGACGAGCGAUGUGAUGUCUGGUCUCUGGGUAUCACAGCAAUAGAGCUGGGUGAUGGAGACCCACCCCUCGCUGACCUUCAUCCAAUGAGAGCUCUCUUCAAAAUUCCAAGAAACCCUCCACCUACUCUACACCAACCAGAGCUCUGGACAAACAAAUUCAAUGAUUUUAUAUGCAAGUGUCUGAUAAAGGAUUUUGAGCUCAGGCCCAAUGUGUUUGACCUUCUUCAGCAUGUCUUCAUCAAACAGAUUGUGGGGCGAGAAAAGACGCUGCAGAAGCAGCUCAUGGAAUUGAUCGACCUCAACCAGCAAAUGGGCAUUAUCGAGAAAACAAGUCAUCAUGGAAAGACUGAAAGGCGAGACAGUGAUUCCAGGCAUGAACGUAUCCACACCAAAAAAGGCAGCUACAUGAAGUCUGAAAGUCAAGCGUGUGAUGAUGUGGAUGAUCUGGCAACCCUUGAGGUUCUAGAUGAAAACACUGUCACAGAACAGCUACAGAGACGUUAUGCAAAGGGACAGAUCUACACAUACGUCGGAGACAUCCUUAUAGGGGUGAAUCCCUUCCAAGAAACAGACCUGUACACCCCUGAGCAUUCGAAGAUGUACAUUGGAGCCAAAAGAUCGUCAAAUCCUCCACACAUAUAUGCAGUGGCAGACAUUGCAUAUCAGUCCAUGGUGUCCUAUAAUGCUGAUCAGUGUAUUGUCAUCAGUGGAGAAAGUGGAGCUGGAAAAACAGAGAGUGCUCACCUGUUAGUCCAACAGCUCACAAUCCUCGGAAAGGCCAACAAUCGAACCCUCCAGGAGAAGAUUUUGUUAGUCAAUAGUCUAGUAGAAGCCUUUGGAAAUGCCUGUACUGUGAUCAAUGACAACUCUAGUCGCUUUGGUAAAUAUCUGGAGAUGAAGUUCACCUCUGGGGGAAUGGUGGUGGGAGCUCAGAUCUCAGAAUACCUACUGGAGAAAUCAAGAGUCAUACACCAAGCUGGAGGGGAACGUAACUUUCACAUUUUUUACUAUAUCUACGCCGGUCUGGCAGAGAGGAAGAAACUCGGCAACUACAAGCUGUCAGAGAGCAAAACUCCAAAGUAUCUCCACAAUGAGAAUGUUAAAUUAAUGCCUGACAUUGUGGGGAGUGCCUUCUAUAAGGAGCAGUUUGAGGCAGUGGAACAGUGUUUUAAAAUCAUCGGCUUCACCCUAGAGGAGCUCGGGAGUGUUUAUAGUAUAUUAGCUGGGAUCCUAAACGCAGGUGAUGUCGAGUUCAUGUCGGUCACGUCUGAGCAUCAGACUGACAAAAGCAACAUUUCCAACAUGGCAGUACUAGAGAGCGCUGCAUCGCUGCUGUGUAUCCGUGCAGACGAGCUGCAAGAAGCCCUGACCUCUCACUGUGUGGUCAUGCGGGGUGAAACCAUCGUCCGGCCGAAUACAGUAGAGAAGGCCACUGAGGUGCUGGACGCAAUGGGCAAAGCCCUGUACGGACGCCUGUUUGGCUGGAUUGUCAACCGCAUCAACUCCCUUUUGAAACCAGACAACCAAUCAGAGGGGGAAGAAAAGGGUCUGAACAUCGGCAUCCUGGACAUUUUCGGCUUUGAGAACUUUAAGAGGAACUCAUUUGAGCAGCUGUGCAUCAACAUAGCCAAUGAGCAGAUCCAAUUCUACUUCAACCAGCACAUAUUCGACUGGGAGCAGGAUGAGUAUCUGAAUGAAGAUGUGGACGCUCGAAUGAUUGAGUAUGAAGACAACCGGCCGCUGCUGGACCUGUUCCUUCAGAAGCCCAUGGGCAUUUUGUCUCUAAUGGAUGAAGAGAGCCGCUUUCCACAGGCAACUGACCAGACACUUGUCGAGAAAUUUGGGGACAACUUAAAAUCUAAAAACUUCUGGAGACCAAAGAGGGCUGAUCUGGGCUUUGGGAUCCAUCACUAUGCUGGAAAGGUGAUCUAUAAUGCAAGUGGGUUUCUGGCUAAGAACAGAGAUGCUCUUCCCGCUGAUAUUGUUCUACUACUGAGGUCCUCAGAGAAUGAAUUGAUCCGUAAACUGGUUACCCACCCACUCACUAAAACAGGUAACCUGGCCCACACCAAAGGCAAGGCUGUAGGAUCUGCUCGUAUGGGCACAUACCCAUCAGAGCGCAACAAAAACUUUGCCAAGUUGGACAUGUUUAUGUUGUUCAAUACUGUGUCAUUCAGUGAGGGGGAGAGCGCCGGAAACAGCACACGUCACCCUCGAGAGACUACCAACAUGAAGACUCAAACUGUAGCUUCUUACUUCAGAUACUCACUGAUGGACCUGUUAUCAAAGAUGGUGGCAGGACAUCCACACUUCAUGCGUUGCAUAAAACCCAAUAAUGAUCGCCAAGCCAGUAAGUUUGACAGGGAGAAAGUUCUGAUCCAACUACGAUACAUGGGUAUUCUAGAAAUGGCCAAGAUCCGGAGACAGGGCUACUCACAUCGUAUUCUCUUCAGCAAUUUCAUUGAGAGGUACUCUAUUUUAGCAUUUAGAGUCAAUGAAGAGCCAACAGUGAGUCCAGAGACCUGUACUACCAUUUUGGAGAAGGCCAAACUAGAGAACUGGGUUCUGGGCAAAACAAAGGUCUUUCUUAAGUACUAUCACGUGGAGCAGCUGAAUCUGAUGGUGCGGCAGACCACAGACCGAAUCGUUCUGGUGCAGGCGUAUAUACGAGGCUGGCUGGCAUUCAGGCAAUACCGUAAGAUUUUGGAGAGGAGAGAACAGAGUGCUGUGGUGUUGCAGUCAGCAUACAGAGGACACAAAGUUCGUAAAAAAGUGGCUGAUGACAAAAGCAAAGCCAAGUCGGAGGCAGCAAUCACCCAGUUCCAGGCUGUGUGCAGAGGAUAUCUGGCAAGACAGAAAUACAAGGAGAUUGUUGAUGAGAAGAACAAAGCUGCUGCAAAGAUCCAGGCCCAUUACAGAGGACACAAAGAGAGGAAGAGCUUCAAAAGGAAAAAGGAAGCCAUGCAGAAGGAGAAGACUGACAAGAUUGAGGAAUCAACAGAGAUCCCACCAGAAGCAUCCAGUCCAGUUUCAGAAGAGCCGCCACAGACAGGAGGGGAAGUGGAUGAGGCAGACGAAAAGGCUGCUGUGGUCCUCCAGAGCAAUUACAGAGGCUACAGAGAGAGAAAGAAGUACAAGGAGCGGCGGGAACGAAAUAAGAUCUUGACUGGGGAUGAGUUAGCUGGUACCUCGUCCACUACUGCAGAACAAGUUAAUUCUGGAGAAGACUUGGAUGCUAUACAAGAGGGAAAGCAGAAUAAGGUGGGGGAAGAGAGGAAGGAGGCUGAGGAAGCGACUGCUGGAGGAGAUGGGGGCAUUGAACAGGAAACCAAGGCGGCCAUUGUUAUCCAGAGCAACUUCAGAGGUCAUAAAGAACGUAAAAGACUCCAGGAAGAGGGAAAGAUGCUGGUUAGAGGGAGGAAUGAGACAAAUAGUCCUCCAGAAGAGGAAGAACUGCCCAUUCCAGAUCCACCACCUCCGGAAGGAUUGUUGGAAUUGCCAGAGGAUUUAGGAAAAGAAGACGAGCCUCCAGUAGAACCCUCAGGUGAAGAUGAAGAGGCCAAAGCCGCAGUGGUGCUUCAGAGCAACUUCCGUGGCCACAAAGAGCGCAAACGACUCCAGGAGGAAGGCAAGAUCCCCAAGAAAAAGACGAAAGAGGAUUUCAACAAGCCAGAGGCUUUUGAAGAAGACAUCCCCAUUGAGGACUUUCCACCUCCUUUAGAUGAACCAACAGAGCUUCAGGAAGCCCAAGAACUAGAUUCAGAUGAGGCACUUGAUAUCCCAGUCAGUGUGGACGAGGAACAUGCUGCAACUGUUUUACAGAGCAACUUCAGAGGCCAUUGCGAGAGAAAGAGACUGAGAGCGGAAAGAGUGGGAGGGCAAGGGAGAGGAGAAAAUGUGGCUGAAGAUGCAGAGGAGAAUGAGGAAGUCCUGGAGAUCACAGACAUUGAGCUUGAACGGAAGGAGUUAAAUGAAGAGUUGGAGACUCAGGGUGAGGAAAGGUUAUAUGAUGAGGAGCAGGCAGCUAUAACAAUCCAGAGCAAUUUCAGAGGUUACAAAGACAGGAAGAACCUGAAGGCCACAGCUCAACAACAGGAAGAGGAAGUGGAGAAGCUCUUCAUACAGGUAACCAAGGCCUCAGAGGAAUACCUUACCCUGCAGAAGAAGCUUAAUGAAAUUAUCCUCGCCCAUCAGCUCAACCCCAGCAAGAAUGGGAUGUUUGUGAAAGGACAAGCCAUUAAUGGCUACAUGGGGGGCUACCAGACUUCAGCCGAAACAAAGCAUUUGCGGACGCCUCGCCUAACGCAACAACCAAAGACCCUCAACACCCCGGAGGACUCCACAUACUACACACUCAUUCAUAGGUCUGUCCAGGACGAUAAAAGAAGACCAAGAAAACAAAGCCCCAAAAAGCUUGACAAUGAUGACCCAUACUACCAGGGUUUGUCAAGUAGGUCCUCAAGCUCUCUCCCCAGUGACCGACGGCGCUCAAGCAAACAAAGGGCUUCCAUGGAGAGGAGGCGAUCUUUGGAGAGACCACUGUCUGAUGUCCCUAAAUCUGAAAUCCCUGUAGACCUAAAUGAGGAGAGACACUCGUUCUCUAGAAUGCCCUCUACAGAGAGUCAAAGCGAAGACAACCCCUAUGAUUUCAGAAAGAUACUGAGGAAGACCUCCCAGAGACGAAGACUUCUCACACAGCCCUAGACCUCUGGCCAGAGCCUCAGAAUUAUCCAGAGCUUUAGAACUUACAUAUUAUACUAGACCUCGUUGGUGCCAGUUGUCUUUAAAGGGAUAGUUCUCCCUAAAAAUUCAAAAUAUUUACUCACCCUUAUGUCACCCCAAACUUACAUGACUUUCUUUCGUGGAACACAAAAAUUUGAUUUAAAAAUAAAGUCUUCACAAGGUUUAUAUGCCAUAAUGUAAGUAAAUAGUGACUGGUGUGUCAAGAAAAAAAUUAAUAAAAUUAAACACCAGAAAACCACAGUAAAUGUAAUCGAAACGACUAUGCACUAUAUUCUUCUUCUUCUGGUCUUUUGAGACAACAUGAUUACUUUGUGCGAUGAACAGAAGAAAAUUUAUGUCAUUAUUGACUCUCAAAUCAAAUCAUUAACAAAGUAAAACACUUAAAUGAGGUAUGGCAGCUACAUAAAUAACAUCAAACCUCAUUGUUUCUCAUCACGUCUCAUGACCAAGCAUGCAAUAUGACGUCAGGAUGUUUGGUACCAAGAUGCACAAGCUAAUGAGGUUUUAUCAAGGUAGCUGUAUUUGUAUAAUGCAAAUAUGGAUUUGAGUAAAAAUAAACCAGUAACACUUUACAUUAAUAUUCCCUUUUUUAAGGGAUUAUAAAGGAGUUUAUUAAUUAUUAAUAACUCAUUUACAAAUGCAGUAUAAAUCAUUUAUAUGCGGUUAUAACAAAAUUCAUAAAAAUAAUGACUUACAUGCAAUACCUGCGAAAUAGUGAGCCAUUUAACCUGUUAUUAAUACUUAAUAAUGCUUAUACAACAUUAGUAACUUAUGAAAAUGCACCUUAAUGUAAAGUGGACAAAUAUGAAGCAUUUAUUAAGGAGUUGCUAACAUUAGAAACCUAUGUACAUAAAGGUAAUUUAUGCUGUGAAUUUAGACCUGAAAAUUGUUUUUUGCAGAGGACUUUAGAUAACUAGGACUGGGUAAGUUAGGACAGUUUAUUACAUUUAAUAAUUUUACAAUUAUACAAAUUGACAAAAUUGACCAUUUUAAAAACAUUUUACAAUUAAUCUCUGUAAUUUAUACAAAAACAAAGUAGACUGUAGCACACUGAUAUAAUCCCACUUUAAAAUAUCACUAUUAUAGUCUAUUUUUGAUACAUUGUGCACAAAUCAUGAAUUUGGGCAUUUUAUGUUUUUUAAUCAAAUAAGUAUGAAUUAGAGUGUUUAUUACGCAUUUAUAGCAUGUCAGUUAAAAUGCUCACUAUUUGGUAAAUUUUGGAUUAAAGUUGCCCUUUUAUGUAUGAUGCUAAAUCUGCAUAUAAAUGAUUUAUAAUGCAUUUGUAAAUGACUUAAUAGUCAUUAAUUAACCCCUAUAUACACUCUUAACAAAGGGAACAUCAAUGUAAAUUGUUAAAAAUAAACAUUUUAAAGACAUUUUAAAAAUUCACCUUUUGUAUUCCACAGAAGUAAUGAAGUCAUUCUAGAUUGGAUUGAAAUUAUGGGAAAUAAAUGAUGAACUAAUGUUUUCCUUUAAGUAAUAUGCUAGGUUUACCAUUUACCAUCACUAUUACAUGUUGGUUUGUCUGAAGAACAUUGGUAUCAUAAGGAUAUUACUUUGAAUAAGUAUACAUGACUUAUUGCUUUUUACCAUUCAAAAUCCAACACUUACUGAAUAAUCCAAGAUUUACAGUUUUGCAACAACAUGAGGGUGAGUAAAUGAUGACAACAUUUUCAUUACUGGGUGAACUAUUCCUUUAAAAGGUGUUUCCAUUUCUAGCUGACUUGAUUUUUAACUCAGGUUGAGCAUGUCUUCUGUAAUGGAUGCAUUCUGAAAGUCAUGUGAUUAAAGUUUUGUCUUUAAAGACAUUCAUUGGAACUGACCUUUAUAUUUGCACCAAUUAGUUAUUCAUAUAUAUUUGAACUACUGGGUGUUUUAAAUGUUCUGUAUUGUCUGUACCAUGAAUGAUCCCGCAUGCUUUGAUCUAGUAAGUCUCAUUCUCAUAAGUACCUUGCUGUCUGAUUGAUACAUUAACACUGAUACAUUGAAGAAGCACCUUGUUACAUUUAAACCGACAUCAUGUAGCAUUGCACCUUUCAGUUGAGUCCAUGGUUCUUACAGUUACUGUUGUAAAUUACACAUGUAGCAAAUAUAUUACUUAUAAUUCAUUACCUGGAUAGUUACAUGUUUACUUAAAAUGUGUUACUUCAAUGUAAAUAUCAUUAUCAAUGUGUAAUUUAACAUAUUAUAUAAUAAAUUGCAUAUAAAUUGUACAUAAUUGCUGAUGUUAAACUUUGAGUGCACUAAAGUUACUUCAUGAAACUAAUAAUUGCUGAAUUAUUGUUUCAAUUUUUC